Messenger RNA from Gongylonema pulchrum, 180 nucleotides. The record is from the annotation of a GenBank genome assembly. Lineage: Eukaryota; Metazoa; Nematoda; Chromadorea; Rhabditida; Gongylonematidae.
AACGAAGAGAUUGAAGAAGAUCCGAAAGCAGAGGAUGAGGAGGACGAGGACGAGGAACGCUCCAAUCCAACAAUUGUUUUAUUCUUGUUAUUCGUUGUUUAUGUUGUUACUGGUGCAUUAUUGUUGAGCACUUAUGAGCCAGGGAUGACUUUUUUUAGAAAGCGUCGUUAUUCGUUAUAA